Magnolia sinica is the source of this 2950-nucleotide messenger RNA. RefSeq lists its product as uncharacterized. NCBI's taxonomy places the organism in Eukaryota, Viridiplantae, Streptophyta, Magnoliopsida, Magnoliales, Magnoliaceae. The record is from RefSeq and is a predicted model, not a curated record. The transcript is spliced from 3 exons. Bases 307 to 2823 code for a protein of 838 amino acids.
UAAAUUCAGGACUGUCCAUUUUCAAAUAACACCUCAUCAGACAAUUCUCGACAUCAACAUCAAAAACCCAUUUCCAAUAUAACUACAUUCUCCAUUUCCAAUCUAACUACAUUCUUUCCAUAUUCAACUGAAUUCAGAAAGCCUACAUUCAAACUCCGAAACCGUUUUCCCGCUCAAUCCACUACAAUUCGAACAUAAAUUAGGUAGAUAUCACGCGGAACUCGAUCGGCCAAGCUGAGAAGAGUUCUUUUGAUAAGUUUCUAUUAGAAUUUCCAUAGAGAUUAGAGGGCAAAAGCUUUCUGCACCAUGGAAUACAGGAGCCCCAAAUUGAAAGAAGGUGAAACUAGCAUUUGUCUGCAGAUCAUCGAACAGUGGCAUCUGCCCACAAAGUUCAGCGAACCCCAGAGAGAAAUCCCUGAUACAAUGGAAAAGACAGACAGCAACACGAACUCGGGUGGUUCUUCCGUAAGACAGGCUGAUCAGGCACCAGAAACGAAGCUCACCCUUUUCGCUCUUCAGCUAGCAAUUCUUGAAAAAACAGCGAGUGGCCUUGGAACACUGGGAUUCAUCUGGGCCACGGUUGUUCUUCUGGGAGGUUUCGCCAUUACCUUGGAUAAAAAGGAUUUCUGGUUCAUCACCAUUAUUCUCCUCAUCGAGGGAACGCGAAUUUUCAGCCGAAGUCAUGAACUCGAAUGGCAACAUCAGGCCACAUGGUCACUAACAGAUGCAGGGAAGUUCAGCUUCCGAGCACUGAAAUCCAGCUCCAACUUCCUGAUUCGGACUCUGAAAACUUUAUUUCCGCCAUUUUCAAUCAUCCGACCAGAAACAAACAACAGCCGAGAAGUAACAGACAACACCAACAUCAAUAUAUCAAGAAAUCAAGAUCGCCAGAAUCCGGCAACACGAACAUGGGUGACACAGGAAGUCCCUUUACUUCCACAUACAGGAUGGGUAUUCCUGACGAAGAACAUAAGCAAGUUUCUCUACUGUCUUCAGCUGUUAUCAGCCUCCGCCUGCGUGUCACUCUCACUGAUAAGGCUUAUCCAGCAGGACUAUGGGGAUCUAAGCAAAGGCGAUUCUGACAAGAGGAAUCGGAAGUCGGCUUUGAAUAUUUUCUAUGCUUUGGCCCUUGCUGAAGCUCUUUUGUUCUUGUUGGAGAAAGCCUACUGGGAAUGGAAGGUAAGCUAUGGUAAAUUGCUGCAUAAGGUGAACAAUGAAUGUGAAUUCGGUAAUUCAGGCUUAGUUUCAAUCAAGCGGUUCUUCUAUGAUGCCUACUCGAGAUGUGUUAAUGGGAGCAUCUUUGACGGAUUGAAAAUGGACCUGGUUUCUUUCGCGGUGGAGCUGUUGGCAUCAAAUUCCAAUGACGAGCAGCUCACUGGAAUGAGGAUCCUUCGAAAAUUUGCAGCCAGCAAGCAGUACUCUAACAGCACACUUCGGAAGAUUGGGACUUCAGUACCUAUGAUAGAAAGAUUGGUUGAGAUGCUGAACUGGAAGAACCCAACAGAAGAAGAGAUAAGGAAAUCUGCUGCUGAAAUCCUAUCAAAGCUAGCAGGAAAGAAACAGAAUUCACUUCGGGUCGCCGGAAUUCCAGGUGCAAUGGAAUCGAUAUCAUCAUUGCUGUACACAGGCCGGAGCUCCAGCUGUGCAGCUGAUGAAAUCCUUCAGAAAAACAUCAUUGCAGACCAUGAAAAUUAUGAGUUUUCAGCUUUCAAUCUCUUGGGGCUUCUGAUUCUUAAGAAACUAGCUCACGAUCAUGAUAACUGUGGAAAGAUUGGGAAUACAAGAGGCCUCCUGCCAAAAAUUAUUGAUUUUACACAUGCUGAUGUAAGGUUGUUGAGAGACAAUUUCAUAGCAGAAUCCCAGAUUACGCUAGUCAAACGAUCCCUGCAAUUGGUGAAGAUGCUCGCAAGCACGUCAGGCACCACAGGAGAAAUCCUCCGGCAUGAAAUUUCGGAGAUCGUUUUCACAGUCAGCAACAUCAGAGAGAUUUUACAGUAUGGGGAGAAUUACGCAGUGCUACAGAAACUGGGGAUCGAGAUUAUAACUAGUUUGGCACUGGAUGCGGACACAAAAGAGAGGAUUGGAAGCACCGGUGGAAUUCUCAAGGAACUGUUAUGCAUUUUCUUCAGGCAGGGAUUAUUAGAAAAUCAGGAUAAGGUGAGAGUUGCGGCUGGAGAAGCUCUGGCAAUGCUGGCGUUGGAGAGUGAGAGGAAUUGCAAACGGAUUCUCAGACUAGAGGCAGUGGAGAAGCUUGUUGGGGCGCUGAACAAUCCAGUGCUGCGUGUGAACUCGGCAAGAAUUUUACGGAAUCUGUGUGCUUACAAUGGAGAUGAUUGCUACUUUCAGUUGAAGGAAGUUGCUACUGCUACACCAACUGUCCUGAAGGCAACAAUGUCUGAGGAAAAGAAAUUACAGGAGGUAGCAGUCGGGCUUGCUGCACAGAUAUUCAGAUUCAUGGAUGCUCAUGAAUUAAGCAUCGCAUUUUAUCAAAGUGGCAUAAAUGAAACUGAGUUAGUAACAGAACUGGUGUUGAUACUUAAAAAACACCAGUACCCAUCGACCAAAGUUCCAAGAAUUAGGAGGUUUGUGAUUGAGCUGGCGAUUUGUAUGAUGAAAGCCAAAGAAAAAAAUAUCCAGAUUUUCAAGGAUCUUGGUAUGGAGAAGGAGCUUGAGAAUGUUGCCGGGACUACGUCAGAACUUGAAUGCUUCAUUGUUUUUUCCGGGAGUGUUGGGCUAAGUAGGCAUAGAACAACUGUCUACUCACUUGUGGACACAGCACUACAAUUGCUUACUAAUGGCCACGAUCAAGCAUCACAACAUUGAUUUAUCAUCCGCCAAGGAGAUCAAGCAAUAAACUAAUAAAAUUGUGCGUAAGUUUCUUGAUUCUUUAUGAGUACCAAUAAAUUGUAAGCAAUGUAUAUUUUUUAGGAUUCUUUGGUUGAAUUUUUAA